AUGGCAUUAAAACAAAUUACAGGUUUAUUCAUUGGAAUUUAUAGUUUACUAUGGCAUUGCAAUUUGUGCGAUGCUGAUGCAUUUUUCACAACUAAUUCUUGCUACGGUAUGUUUGCCGCCAUUGCAGUGCCCUUGGAGUUGCCGAAUCGCAACAUCUUCGUCUCGUACAAUUUCGAAGCGAACUACAAUUUACCCUAUACGUUCAAUAUACCACCAAUCGCGACUGGCGUUGAUUACGAAGAUAUAUUUAUUAAAGGUGAUUAUUCAUCACGUCAAAUGUCUCAGACAGAGGUUUGUGCCAAUUGCACCCAUUCGACCACAGCAACAACAACAAAGCCUGCAGCGAAUGUAACAAGUGAUGGAAGAGAAGGUGCGCAACGACGACGACGCCGAAAAAGUACGGUGAAAUCAUUAUUAACGCGCACACAUUUCUAUUACAUACUCAAGGAUAGAUUUGAGAGAAGCGGCUACAGCGGCGAACCCUGUCUGCUGCGUUUGAUUUGCGAGACGAAUUCCUCUGGACUCGGUGAAGUUAACGGCGUUCUGGGCACAUUAGUGCAUAUAAUUUUUUCUCCAAGCACAUCGGCAAACGAAAAUCUGCCACAUUCUUACUAUCAAGCCGAGAUGGACGGCGCUCAUGGGAUGUGCGAACACUACGCGACCGAAUGCGAAGAGAACCCAUUAGACCUGAUUUCAGCGCCGCUUGGUGAUAUUAUCGAUGAUUUAAUGGGCGAUAAAUAG
Molecule: messenger RNA, 741 nt
Organism: Anastrepha obliqua
Lineage: Eukaryota; Metazoa; Arthropoda; Insecta; Diptera; Tephritidae
Exons: 5
Coding region: 1-741 (246 amino acids)
Source: RefSeq, a predicted model, not a curated record